This is a messenger RNA of Mugil cephalus (flathead mullet), 1680 nucleotides long. It is a transcript of the gene zmynd10, whose product is annotated as zinc finger, MYND-type containing 10. Gene Ontology annotation, cellular component: cytoplasm; centriolar satellite. NCBI's taxonomy places the organism in Eukaryota, Metazoa, Chordata, Actinopteri, Mugiliformes, Mugilidae. Gene Ontology annotation, biological process: outer dynein arm assembly; inner dynein arm assembly; motile cilium assembly. The coding region runs from base 100 to 1437 and encodes 445 amino acids. The transcript has 12 exons. The record is from RefSeq and is a predicted model, not a curated record.
AACUUCGUGAGCCCCCAUAGUAACCACACACAUAUGAUAGUAACUGUAACAAAGGAGUAGUCUGAAGUGGUAGUUUAUCAAUAUAUUUAUUUCAUCUAAAUGGACGCGUCGGUAAUUCUGCCCGUGGAAGCCGAGGGGUUUGUCCACAGUCUGGAGACUUUCUCCCUCAAGGAAGUGGGCUCUGCGAGGUGGUUUAGACAACAUGAGUACACCGAGAAACUUAACAUGCAGGCAAUACUGAACGCUUCUGCCAUGCAGGAUGAGUUCGUCAAGGAGCUCCUCGUGUCAUACGGAAAGAUAUCCGUCCUCAUCCAUGAGAUGAUCCUCAUCGAGGUGUGGAAGCAAAAAGUGUUUCCAAUCUUGUGUCAGCUGCACGACUUCAAUCCCAAGAACACGUUUCAACUUUACAUGGUGAUUCGUCAUGAAGCCACGAUCAUAAACCUUCUUGAAACAAUAAUGUUUCAUAAGGAUUCAUGCGAGGCAGCGGAUGACUCUGUUCUUGAUUUGGUGGACUACUGCCACCGUAAACUCACCCUGCUUGCCAGUGGAGCGACCACAGAUUGCGCCACGACUCAUGACCAACAAAACCCAACAUCCUCUAUAGAGGAGCUGCAGAUGCAGAAUGCUGCUCUGGAGUUUGAAAUUUCCCUGAAAGCCGUAUCAGUGCUGCGAUACGUCACAGAUCACACUGACAGCAUCAGUGUUAUCAAUCGUAUGCUGUGCACACAUAACACGCCCUGCGUACUGGUCCAGCUGAUUGACUGCUGCCCUUGGAGUUGCUGCAAAGAUGGUGAGGUACAAAAGUAUAUGAAUGGCAAAUGGCAGAAGAUUCCUGCUGAGGACCAUUUAAAGAUGACUAAGCUGGACGGUCAGGUCUGGUUAUCCCUUCACAACCUGUUACUAAAGGAAGACUGCCAGAGAAAAUAUGACUUCAACAGUUUCAACAAGGACCAGCUUCUAAAGCUCCGGGGUUUCUUGACAGAUGUGUUGAUAGAUCAGUUGCCGAACCUGGUGGAGCUGCAGCGUUUCCUGGCUCAUCUCGCCGUCACUGAUCCAGUCCCUCCAAAAAAAGAGCUUGUUUUGGAACAGAUCCCAGAAAUGUGGAACCACAUUGUCAGGGAUAAUAAUGGGAAGUGGAAGGCUAUAGCUAAGUAUCAAGUCAAAGAAACAUUCAACCCAUCUGAGAGUGACUUGAGACAGCAGGCCCAGAGGUUGGCUCAGACAUAUAACUUGGACGUGAUGGAAAGUUUACUCCCUGAGAAACCAAAGUGUGGGUUCUGUGGGAAAGAGGCUACAAAGAGAUGCUCCCGGUGUCAGGGAGCAUGGUACUGCCACAGAGAAUGUCAGGUGAAACACUGGACUAAACACAAGAAAGCCUGCCAGCUCAUCUCUGAAACUGCAGAGAAGAUUCAGAGUGACCUGCACAUCAACAGCUGAAAGAGAGAGAGAGAUGGAGAGAUGUAUUGACUUGAGAAGAGAUGAGAAGAAAACAAAUCUUCGUCUUUAUUAUGCUGAACAUGUUGUACAGAGAUACUUCUUACUUUAAAUGUUGGACGCGUCUAUGCACCAUCAAAGAUGUUUUUGUUUUUAAAAUGCUGUAAUAAAAUUGAAUUGUUUGCGUGUUUCAUGGCCCAGGAAGUUUUCACACCUUCUUUUUUUACUUCUGACACAGCGGAGGCG